Rubroshorea leprosula is the source of this 1252-nucleotide messenger RNA. Lineage: Eukaryota; Viridiplantae; Streptophyta; Magnoliopsida; Malvales; Dipterocarpaceae. The record is from the annotation of a GenBank genome assembly.
AAGGACAAUAAGAUCCAUAUUCUGUUACAAUCACCGUAUCCUGUCCCUGGAAACUUCACAUUCUUUAGCCCAAGUUUGAGGAGGAAUUCUCCACUAAAAGCUGGGCCUGGACGGCUGGACCACUUGUGUUCUAAGACAGUAAAGACCUUCCUUCUUGGCAAAAAAAUUUUCCAUGAAAAUCCCAAACCAAAUAGCUUUUAUGUGUAUGAGGAAAAAAACUCACUUGAAGAAGGGUCUAGCGUUUUCCUGUCCCACGUCAUCUCUAUAGUUACCACAGAACCACAAACUCUUUUCAAGACUAUAGCCAUUGUUUUUCUUUGAUAUAUUGCUUUGCAUUCAGAAAUCAAAAUUGCUUUCUCUUAGGGGCCAUUCAAAAUGUCUGUCUUCCCUCAACACAAGUACCCAUUAAGGUCUUUAAACCAUAUCCACUCGUGCCCCCGCUGCUGCCCUGUUGACGUACUGCGUGUAACAUGUUCAGCCACCACCAAGCCUAGGCUCAACCAGAGCCAACUGGUUGUUGAACCACGGAUUGAGAUGUCUCCUGAUCAGUUGGUUUCACCAGCUUCCCCUCCCUUGCUCAAUGAUCCAAGUUUGCAGUCGACAUUGUCUCACCGGCUUGAACCUGUGUUGGCAGGGUAUGUUGGCUAUGUCCGAGCUGACCUUGGGUCUGGUGUUUACCACUGGGGCAUUGACAAUUAUGGGGAUGCUUCAACUCCAGUUUUUGGUGCUCAGAUUGAAACAUUUCGGGGGCACCAUAAGUGGCCCUGGACAAUCACUAGGCGCCAGUUUGCCAACAAUCUACAUGCCCUGGUUCGUGCCCUAACUUUUUCAGUGCUUCCUACAGACCUUCUCUGCAAUAAUCCUAUCAUUCACGGGUUUGUUGCCUUGUGCUUGGGUUGCAUCAUGUUCAGCCAGCAGUUUCACGCUUGGGCUCAUGGCACCAAGGGGAAGCUUCCUCCACUUGUUGUGGCUCUGCAGGACGUUGCGCUCUUGGAUCAACACAAGGUUUUUGAGGCGCUGGAGAUGGUUCUGUUUUUCAAGCUGGGCGUUAGACCCCGAUCUUGGAGUGAACCCAGCGCUGAAUGGACUGAAGACACCGAAACUGCAUCUCAGGUUGCAGUGCAAUGAUUGUUUCCACUCUUGCUAAAUUCUUUCUUUUCUUUCCCAAUCACGGGCCAACAUUUAAAAGUACAAACAUAUUCCAAUGAUUUGUCUGUCUAAAGUAAUGCUCAGAUAAAUGAAUUGCUUUCCU